AUGGAUGAACAAAAUAGGAAUCCAUUUGCGAGUUCAAGUGCAAGUGCAACAGCAGGGGGAAGUACAAGUGCGAGCUCGAACUCGAGUUUCAGUAGCAGCGUUGCUGACACAGAGGACGAUCAAACCAUUGCACGUAUAUUAGCAGAAGAUGAGAGAUUGAAAAGAGAGCCAAUGCUUGGGAAGAGAUUAUCUCAUUUGGAUUCUAUACCACACACUCCUCGGGUUAACAGGGAGAUACCUGAUAUAAAUGAUGCAACGUUAGACCAUGAGCUACUCUCUGGGAGGUUGGCCACAUAUGGUUUAGCUGAAUUACAAAUGGAGGGAGAUGGAAAUUGCCAGUUCCGAGCUUUAGCAGACCAGCUUUUCCGCAAUCCAGAUUACCAUAAACAUGUAAGGAAGCAUGUUGUGAAGCAGUUAAAGCAACAACGUAAGUUAUACGAAGAGUAUGUGCCAAUGAAAUACAGACAUUACACCAGGAAGAUGAAAAAACACGGUGAAUGGGGAGAUCACCUUACUCUUCAAGCUGCUGCAGAUCGUUUCGAAGCCAAGAUCUGCUUAGUCACAUCAUUUCGAGAACAAUCCUACAUUGAGAUACUUCCUCAUAACAAGAACCCUCUUAGAGAGGCUUGGCUUAGCUUCUGGAGCGAAGUGCAUUACAAUUCGUUAUAUUCUAGUGGAGUAGCUCUUGCUCUUCCAGAUGUUCCCACAAGAAAACCCAGAAAGAAGCAUUGGCUCUUCUAG
Molecule: messenger RNA, 741 nt
Organism: Microthlaspi erraticum
Lineage: Eukaryota; Viridiplantae; Streptophyta; Magnoliopsida; Brassicales; Brassicaceae
Source: the annotation of a GenBank genome assembly